This is a messenger RNA of Cinara cedri, 7991 nucleotides long. Lineage: Eukaryota; Metazoa; Arthropoda; Insecta; Hemiptera; Aphididae. The record is from the annotation of a GenBank genome assembly.
CGAACACAGCUCUCCGCAUUCCAAACGAUGGCUGUCGCCCGCGGACAAGGCGUUUGCAGCGUCGUACUAUGCGCUGUCGUCGUAAUAGUAUACGAAAACAGGAAAUCGAACACACCGGGCGAGCGUUUGAAAAAAAAAAAUAAAAAAAAAAAACAAAAUCCUUGAAUUGGCACCUAGGUACCUAUAGAAACCUGCACCUACUCGGGCGUCACGCAGACGGUUCCGAGGCGGUUUUUCGCGAUCAUCAUGGACAGAAACGUUUGCAAUGCAUUGUCAUUCUGGUUGGUUUUGUUCGUGCUGCCCCCCGUACGGCUACAACAACCCAAGCCCGAUAACGGUGAGUAACGUUUUUCAUUUUCUCAAUAAUAUCAACGCGCGUGGGGUUCGUACAGCCGUUGCAGUUUUGCGAGACGGCGCAUUAAUAACGCGCGCUUGACACUCGGUAGAUUGAAAACAAAAUAAUGUGGGCAGGUUAAUGUGUCCGAAUUCGCAAUCGAAGAAGGUUCGAUAGUUUUAUAGUAUUGCACUUUUAAGCGAGUUUCGGCUUGGAAAUCAAUGUCUGUUAACGGAUAAACCAAUAAAUAUAAUCAAAUUCAGGGCCAUUCAAUUGAAACAUUAAAUUGAGUAAUUAUCUCUAAAAAAAAAAAAAAAACACUCUUGUUAAAAAAAAAAAAAAAACUGAUAUAUUUCGCACGAUCGGCGGGGUACGGUUGUAAGUGACAAAUUGGAAAGGUAGGAUAUAGAGAGAAAUUUGAUGUAUAUCUGUCCGUAACGAUUAAUAAUUUCUAACGAAAAACGAUUCUGAACGGAGUUCGGUUAUACAUGUUUUGAAAGGUCGUAAUAUUUACGAUUGUCGUAAAAAUUUGAUAUUAAAAUUCUUAUAAAAACAAUUCUACAUUACACUGAACCCCUAAUAAAUUUUCUAGUAUUUCUGUUUGGUUUAACAAUUUUAUUCACAGAGUAUACUUGACAAAUAAAAAUUACGUAAAAUACUUGCCAAAUUAAAAUCUCUAUAAAUAACUCAAAAAUAGCUAAAAUGUUUUGAUAAUUUUACCACGUCUAGAAAAGACAAAUAUACGAUUUCUGACGAAAUUUCAAGUCUCUAAAUUGAAAUUCAACAAAAAACAAAAUUGAAAAAUAAUAAAAGUAUUAUUUUCGAAAACUGCUUGGAAAAUCAAAAAAAUUACCUUUCUAGAUAAAAUUCCCUUUUAGAAAAAGUACCACGCUCGAUAUAUCAGAACAAGAUUUCUGGUAGAAUUUUUUGUACACAUUAUACAAAAAAAAAUACAAAAAUAAAUGUAAAACUAAUACAUUCCUCGCUUUGCUCUGAAUCUAAAAAUAAACAUUAUUGUAAAACCAUUACAUUUUUCGCAUCGUUUAGAAUCUAAAACAACUAAAUUUAUAGUACGCAUCCACAUAGGAGAUUUUAUAAGUAUUCCGCAAUAAUUAGAAUAAAUUAUUAUAUAAAUUAAUUAGAAUAAAAGGAGACGUAGGACAGAACGGGACGAUGAGGCGAAACGGGGACGUAUUAAUGCCUAUUAAUGUCUUACAUUAGUUUGAAAACACGAUAAUAUGUAUGAUUUAAUGAUAUCACGUGUUAAAAAUUGCAUGUUUGAACAGGUAUAAAUUAUUUUGUCAGCAGCGAAUGUUAAUGGCAGUUAACUAAAUAAAUUAAAUUAAAACAAUACUUUUUUUUUUUUUUUUUGAAAUUAAUUUUUAAACUUGACUUUAAUUUCUAAACCGUAUGACUUGUACAGUUGUAUACACCAUUCGUAUUUUUACAAAUGUCCUAAUAAUUUUGUCCGACAGAGUGUUUAACGCCAUUACACGACAUAGGCGUUUGCAUCAACAUCAAAGGUUGCCCGUUGCUAUUGUCGUUGUUCGAAAACGAGAGGGAUAACGAAUCAGUUGUAUUGUUCCUAAAGAAAUCAUUUUGCGGACACGAAAACAGAUUUCCUAAAGUAUGUUGUCCGCUGGAAAACGACGAUAUUUUUAUCCGAACUUUGGUAGACGAUAUUCUGGACACGCCUGCAGUAUUCUCACUAAGUCGAGAAAAUUCAACGUCGUCGGAGUAUAACAGAACUGCAUCAGUUUCGCCUGUAAAAUUGCCGUCGUCUGACCAAUGCGGACGAUCCAAUGUCACUUUAUCCCGAAUUAAAGGCGGAAUCAACGCCGAACUGGGUACUUAACAGAAUUAUAUAAAUAUAGGUACAUUUUAAAAUAUCUAGAUAAAGAUUCUAGAAUAUAGACUAAGACAAGAGAUACGUAAUGAUUUAAUUAUUUAGAUAAAGAUAAAUUUGUGAAUUGACACAAAUCAAAGCAAAUUUAUAUCUAGAUAAAAAAAAAGAAAAACGUAGAAAAUAUUGUUAAUUACCUAUCAUAAAACGAAGUGCUAAAAUUAGUAAAAGUGUUCCAUAAUUAGUACACAUUGAAAUUUCAAAACAGUUAUCUAAACCAGUGAUUCUCAACCUUUUUUUUUUAUGACGACACCUUAAUUUAGAUUCAAAAAAAUGACGACAUACGUUAAAACAAUUAAUGAUUUUAAAAUGACACAUACAAUGAUCACAACACGGUAAUCACGACUGAGGACAUGCUUACGUACAAACAAACAACGUUUCACACCACGUUUCACACCGGUUGAGAACCACUGGUCUAAACAAUUAACUUAUUAAACCAUACGAAUACGAAUAAAAUAUUUAAUCUAUUAUAUCUCAUUUAUCUAAAUAAUGAAAAAUAAAAAAAUAUACGGUGAAACACAACACUAGCUUAAACAAUUUUAGGACAUUUUGUAUUUACCUUUAUGAAAUUAUUGUUCGUGCGGUUUUAGUAAAACGCGAAAUAAAAACAUUGUUAAUAUUACUGCAGCGCAUCAUAAUAUUGAAUAAACAGUUUAAAAUUUCUAUACAGGAGCUUUGCCCUGGAUGGCGGCCCUCGGAUAUCGAUUUCUAAGGCAGCCCAAUCAUAUCAUGUGGAAAUGCGGCGGCGCUUUGAUAACGGAUAGACACGUGUUGACAGCUGCCCAUUGCAUUGAACCUACACUGUAAGUUUACUGGCUGUUAAUUUUUCAAGACAGGUACUUAUAAUCUACAGUAUCUAUUAAUAUUUUACGAACGAAUAGUUUUACUUUUUUUAUUUAUCACCCUGAGGCGGUCUAGUACACUGCAAUGUUUUAGAUAUUACAACACAUAGGUAUAAUCCUGUCCAUGGGAGCCCACGGAGAUUCGGGGACGCGAAUAGCGCACUGUCUCCAAUCCCUUAAAAAUAGUAUGAAUGAAUAAUUUUGUUAAAUUUAAACUUAAACCUUCAUUAAGCAUAUAUUUUGAGAAUUUUUAUAUUCUGAGCGGAGCGAGGAAUGUAUUAGUUUUAUAAUGAUUUUUAUUUAUUUUUUUUUCCGCGAGCAACUUUUUUAUAAGUAAUUUUGCUCCGAUUUACGAGUGUAGCACAUUUUUUGACCGGGAUGGUACUUUACGGAGGUGUUUUUACUGAUUUCCCCGGGGGUUUUCAUAAUAAAUGGGAAAAAACGUAAGAAAAACGGGAAAAUGUAUAAAAUGUAUUAAUUUCAAAUCGUAAAUGGCCUUUUGAAACAUGUAAAACCGAAUUCCGCCCAGUAUCGUUUUUCCCCUCUACCUUUCCAACUUCGCAUCUUUUACAGUGGCUCACCCACCGUGCGAAAUAUGUUCGUUUUUUUGUCCUUCCCCUUGAAAUUUCACUAGUGGCCACCCACGGUCCUUUUCGCUAAGAAUUUAGACGUUCCUUAUUAUAUAUAACUAACUAGGUAGAUAACAAUAUGGAUUACAUUGAACGUAUUCGAAUUUUGCAAUUUUCAGAGUUAUCGUACGUUUGGGUGAUUUGGAUUUGAAUCCGAGUAUGAACGACGGAGCCGAACCAAUCAGUGUUGCGAUUGAGCAGAUUACGCAACACGAACAUUACAGCAAAAACGAUAUCACCAAUAAUGACAUCGCGUUAUUAAAAUUGACCAAUAGUAUUAGUUUUAGCAGUAAGUUUAUAUUAAUAAAUUUGGGUAUGUUAAAGUAUACACUGUACAUUAUACAGUAAAAUGUGUUAAUUUGCAAUCACCAGUCGAUAACUGUAGUUCAUGCGAAUAUUUUAUUGCGGUUUUUUUUUUUUUUAAUUUACAAUUUAUGAUUAAUAUUAUGGCUUGCCGUUUAAUACCAUAGGAAAAUAAAAAAUUUCAAAACCUUAAAACUCGUUUACAUUUGCAAACAUUUUACCACACUUUUUUAUAGAUAGUCAACCCAAUUACGUUCCCGUGCACAAAAUAACGAAAUAAUAAUAUAGUUUGCGAACUAAAAUAUAUUGAUGUAUAUUAUUGCAACUAUAUUGCUCUCGUUCGUUUAAUCAAUUCUAAAUAAAAAUUUCAAAAAUAGUUUUAGUUUUUUUUUAAAAAUAUAAUAUAAUACAAAUUAACUCUUUACAACUGCUAUUUUCAAAUAAUUUUAAAGUCAGUGCUUUUUUAAAUCGUGGCCAUACGUCGGUUCUUUGGUUUUACUAAACUAUUAUGAAAUAUUAUGUACUGAAUUUACAGAAAUUCGAUACACUGUUCCAACGAUUUUAUUACAAUUUAUGUUUUUUAAAUAACUAAAUUCCAACCUCUCAUUACAAAUGUAUUGUAUUUGUAUAUUUUAAUAAUUUAUUUCGGACUCAUUGUACAAACGAAAGCAGUUGGGUUCCAUCGCAUUUACCAAUAUUAGAGACGGUCCAUAAUAUUAUUUCAAAACUUAAAAAUACAUUUUAUAUACUUUAAGUGUUUUUUAAUAAUAUUUUAUUUGAUCCAAAUGCUUUCAUAACUAUAAAUUGAUUAUACCUAUACACUCGUAUUGUAAAACAUAUAAUUAAAAUUAUAUAUUUAAUAUUUAUUUUUUUAUUUUUUUUUGUUUCAGAAUUCAUUCAACCUAUUUGUUUGCCAAUAAUGCCGGAAAUAAGAUCUAAAAUGUUGGUAAACUUAGUACCAUUUGUUGCUGGUUGGGGUGUCACGUCGUAUCGUAAGUGUAUUAUAAUUAUAUAAUAAGCUUUAAAUUUUGUUUAAACAUUUUAUAAUCCAUGUGUAAAGACUGAUUAAAAAAAAAAUAAAGAGGUGAUACUGGGGACGGGUGUUCUAGGUGGGUAGUAAGGAAGGUGGGAUACAUAAAGUUAUUUAAUUUAUACCUGUACCCAACGAUAAACCAUUGCUAAUGAAAAACGAUUUGGACUAACUUCUGUUAGAUUAUACUUUUUUUUGAAAGGCCGUAAUAUUUACGAUUUUCGUCAAAAUUUGAUUUUAAAACUUUGUAAAAAAAACACAGUUCAUAAAAUUCAGUUUUUUUUUUGUGACCACUAAGUGUGACUUAUAAUAAACCUCCUGUUAAAUUUUCAAGUAUUUCUGUUUAGUCUAAAAAUGUUAUCCGCGAGGUUUCCACCCAAUAAAUUUGCAUAAAAAAAACUCGUGAAAUUAAAAUACAUAUAGAUGGCUUGAAAUGGCUAAAAAUGUUUGAAUAAUUGUCCAAAUUUCAAGUCUUUAUAAAUAUUUUUAAUAAAAUAACUGUAAAAAACAAAAUUUAAAAUAAUAAAAGCAUUAAUUUCGUAAAUUUACCCGAAAUUUGUACGUAUUUUUCGGAUUUCGUCAAUUAUUAAAAAUUCAACAAAAUAGGUCACAUGUUGUUUUUAUGUUGUAUAAACCAUAAGCUAUAAAAAUUUAAAAUACUGAAACUAUUUGGUCAUAAUUUUUAAAAAAUCGUAUUUUUAGCUUUUUUGAUUUUCGCAAAAAAAAAAAAUAGAUAUUGAAAAUAUGACUUCCUCUGUCAGUGGAUAUAUGUUAAAAGGAACAAAAUCGAUCUCUCGUUAUUCUUCGUUUGGAACAAUACUUCUGGUAGAAAACAUAAGUUGCAAAAAUUAAAAACAAUGAAACCGGUAACGCUGCGGUGUGCCGUAGAUAUUUGUCGUUUUACCUAUAAUUUUCUUUCAGGUUUUCCCCAAUUAUUUUGAGAGCCCCUUAGAAAAUCAAAAAAUAACCUCUUCAAUGCGCUAACUAGGUAAAAUUAAUUUUCAGAUAGGUUGCACAUGAUACUUGGGAGCAAGUUUUCUGGUAGAAAUAUCCUGGUGGACCACUGUUGUAGAUGAAAAGUUGGGAAGGUAGAGGAGUAAUGCAUUGUAUAUUUGAAUGCAACGAUAAACCAUUACUAAUGAAAAAAACAAUUCUGAGUGCAGUUCAGUCGAUAGUGAUGCUUUGUCAACAUUAUAUAUAUUGCUGAAAAAGCUACGCUCCGAAUCUAAAAUAAAAUAAAAAUUGACGACUAUGACUUGAACGGUUUAAGAAUAUACCCCUAAUAGCAUCGUCCUUUCCCAGGAACUAUUACUGUUUAUUAGGUAUUUAAUUAAUACCUAUCAGAAACUUCCUGUUCCUGGGGAAUAUUUUAACCCGGUAAUCGACUGUUUUGGUCUAAAUUAGUGCCUACCACGAGCUUUCCGUCGGGAAACAUUUUGACCUAAUAGAGAACUUCUUAUUUGUGUUCUCAAUUCAAUUUACCAUACCACUGUUUUCCCAUCUAUCCUAAGGAACAUAUGCGAUUUCAUGUGAUUUUCGACACCAGUUAAAUAGGUUUCAGUACCAAAACUUAAGCAUCGAAAUUCACGUGACCCAAUGGAACUUGUUUGUUUUGACACAAAUCGCUAUCUUCUGGUUAAAUUUAGACAUGGUCUUGUGCGUUUUCAAACGAAAUAAUUUGGAAUUGCUUUCAAAAAUCCUAUGAAAUAGUGUCUCAUGAAAUCAUUUUCCCAUUUGUCGAAGUUGUGAGUUUUAGAUUCUAUUAUACAUUAAUAAUUAAUAAAUCACACAGGCGUAACAAUGAUUACUAUUAACAAUAGAUAUUACAACUUUAUGACUCUAGGUGGACCGAUAAGUACGGCUUUAUUGGAAGUUCAAGUACCCAUCCUUGACAUCUCAGAAUGCAAAAAAGCGUUUUCCAAACACGGGGUUUUGGUCGACGACCAUAAAGUGAUAUGCGCCGGAGAAUUGGGAGGCGGAAAAGAUUCUUGCCAGGUAUACUAUAGUCUACAAGUAUUGGUAAAAUAAUUGAUACAAUAUUAACGUAAAAUUUUUACGUCCAAAACAUCUGUGAUGUACGACUGAGUUAUUUAAAGUAGGAUGGGUAUCCAAAAAUUCAAUCGUGAGCUUUCGUACAGAAACUUCUAUUAAAUGCUCAAUACUGCUAUGUUUAAAAAAGGCAAAUAUAAGUUUUUGCUGAAAUUUCAAAUUUCUAUAAGUAUUUUUAACUGAAUAAUUACAAAAUUGAAAAUAAUCCAUUUAGUAAAUUUUCCCGUUUUUCCCAAGUUUUUUCCAUUUAUUAUGAAAACUAUUUGAAAAAUCAAUAUGACUUUCUUAAAAUACCACCUAAAUAAAAUUUCCUUUAGAAAAAAUAUUACACUUGAAAAUCGGAGUAAGAUUUGUGUAGAAAAGUUGUUUACAGAUAAAAAAAAAAAAGUUGUCACAUAUGCUAAUUUAUUUAUUGAUUUUUAGGGUGACUCUGGAAGUCCUUUAAUGUGGCUGAGCUCCAACCAGUAUUAUUUGAUCGGUUUAGUAUCUUUCGGAUUUCGUUGUGGCGAAGCGGGUUAUCCAGGCGUUUACACCAGAAUAUCGAAUUAUAUCGAAUGGAUCGAAGAUAAAUUGAAUAAAAAAUAAUAGAUAUUUAGUUAAUGUUUACCUGCCUUAUGAACGAACUAAUGAUCUAAGCCUGCAAAAAGGAACAGUUAAUAUUCGAAAAAUAAAAAUAAAAUGGCUUGAAAGAAACAAAUUCGAUAAUUCGAUUUCGCGGUAGAUAUAAACAUCGAUGCGAAUCGUAAGUUUUAAACACGUGGGUUGUCAUAUGAAAAUCAAAAACCAAAAUCGUAUUUAUAUACUCGGGAUAUCUCAGUAGAAAUUCGCAAGUUUUGUGUUAAAAUUAUAAUAUUACAUAUAGCCUUUCUAUAUUUACCUUUCUUGAUUUUGUAACACAUGC